Molecule: messenger RNA, 1524 nt
Organism: Colossoma macropomum (tambaqui)
Lineage: Eukaryota; Metazoa; Chordata; Actinopteri; Characiformes; Serrasalmidae
Gene: gas2b
Product: growth arrest-specific 2b
Exons: 8
Coding region: 205-1392 (395 amino acids)
Biological process (GO): actin crosslink formation
Cellular component (GO): actin filament
Molecular function (GO): cytoskeletal adaptor activity; microtubule binding; actin filament binding
Source: RefSeq, a predicted model, not a curated record
GUGGAAGCAGCAGUGAACGAACACUCAAGCUGCUGCGCACUGACAGAGCGACUCGGCACAGCUCUGUGAAAUGUGAGUGCACACGGACGGCGUGUCAGAGCUUUAGACAGUUAAAGCCUGCCAGCAGAGCUGCUGGUGUACUUUCACACAGCUGAGGAACCUGAGGAGAACUUCAAGUUCCAGCAGCCCGCACACUGGGCCGGAAUGAACGGGCCUUUGAGUCCACGGCGGGAGCCCGUGCCUGACCUCUCCUGCCUGCAGCACUACAGCGAGUGGCUGGCCUGCAGGCAUGAAGCCAGCCUGCUGCCCAUGAAGGAGGACCUCGCCCUCUGGCUCAACACAAUUCUGGGCAUGAAUAUAACAGCGGAGAACUUCAUGAACAUGCUGGAGACUGGAGUGGUGCUCUGCCAGUUGGCUGAGGAGCUACAGGAGAGGAUGAUUCUGGCAAGCAAUGGCAAGACUUUCAUCCGGCGUGUGAUUCGCUGGACAGCUGGUGCUGCCCCCGGUUCCUUUUUUGCCCGGGACAACACAGCCAACUUCCUGUACUGGUGCCGUAAAAUCGGGGUGGGCGAAUCCCAUCUCUUUGAGUCAGAAGAUUUGGUUCUUCACAGGCAUCCACGCAAUGUAUGCUUGUGUCUCAUGCAGCUUGGGAGAAUUGCCUCAAAGUACGGAAUCGAUGCCCCCGAACUCGUCAAACUGGAGAGAGAGCUUGAGAAGGAAGAAAAUGGAUCUCUCUCUCCAUCCAUGUUCUUUGCCUCACCGUUACCAUCUCCCUCCUCUCCUCCUCUUUUCUUCCCUACUGCUCCAUCACCACCUCCACCUUCUUCACCUUCUCCUAUCCCUGCCUCCAUCUCUCCCUCCACUCCACCUGCUUCUCCAGCCCCAUCUCCUUCUCCAGCCCAGAGCCCCUCCCCUCCUCCAACCCAAAUCCCUGAACCUGUCACCCAGCAGGAGCCUAAACCUGAGCCUACCUCACCCACUCCCCCCUCACCUGUUAAAGCACUCACACCCACCACACGCCGCCUCAGCAAGUCCAGUGGGAAAAGGAGUGCAGACUGCCUGCUGGAUGACGCUGUUAAACAGAUUUCAGAAGACCCACCGUGCAGAUGUCCAGUGAAGUUCUGCAUUGAGAAGCAGCCUAAAGGCCGCUACCGUGUGGGGGAUAAAGUACUGUAUGUCAGGAUGCUGAAUGAUAAACACGUUAUGGUGCGUGUCGGCGGUGGAUGGGAAACAUUUGGAACGUACCUGCUAAAGCAUGACCCAUGCAGGACAGCUCAGCUCACUUGGCCGGGACUCAAACCCUGCAAGCCCACCGGCAGGUCCCCCAACACCAAAGAGUCUUCACGGGACAGCUACCUGGUUGUAGGCACGCACUCCCGCCUCAGAAAAUAACUCCCUGCCUUAAUUUGUGCAAGAGUUGACCAACGUUGUGAUCAAUGACCAGCCAUGCCUUGUACUGAUAUCUCUUGUGUAUCACUGUGUUGAGUCAAGAAAAGAAUGGACAGCUAAAAACUUUGAAUAUUA